Messenger RNA from Caenorhabditis elegans, 1007 nucleotides. RefSeq names its product non-specific serine/threonine protein kinase (gene ZK596.2). Gene Ontology annotation, molecular function: nucleotide binding; protein kinase activity; ATP binding. The coding region runs from base 68 to 985 and encodes 305 amino acids. The record is from RefSeq and is marked reviewed. The transcript has 3 exons. Lineage: Eukaryota; Metazoa; Nematoda; Chromadorea; Rhabditida; Rhabditidae.
AAAUUCAUUUAGUUAAACGACAAGUUUUUGAACAACACGAACUGAUCUCUGUGAUCAUAUCAAAAGAAUGGCUACAAUUUGUGAGCUUGUCCAGUUGCCAGUUGGAAGUGAAUGUGGAAAAUGGACAAUUUUGAAGAAACUCGGAGAAGGCGCAUUUGGUGCAGUCUAUCUUGUCAGCCAAAAAGAAAAACCCAAGGUGGAAUACGCGUUGAAAGUUGAAGCAGAGUCGGAUCCAUUGGGCUUGCUGAAAAUGGAAGUGGCUGUGCUUUUGGAAGUGAAAAAGCAGAAAAUCGUUGGACGCCACUUUUUGGAGUUGGCUGACAGAGGAAACCUGCCACAAAAGUUCAAUUACAUGGUGAUGACGUUGGUUGGAAAAAGUUUGCAGGAUCUCCGCAAAACUGCUCCAUUCAACAAAUUCUCAAUGGGAACCGCCAUUUCUGUAGCCAGACAAUCAUUGGAAGCUGUUGAGGAUUUGCACAACAUUGGAUUCUUGCACCGAGACAUUAAACCAGGAAAUUAUACCAUCGGACGGAAGGAGAUGCACGAAUUGAGAAAGGUCUACAUGCUCGAUUUCGGAAUGGCACGCAAGUUUGCCCGUGAAGACGGAACUCUUCGCAAUCCACGUGCUCGUGCUGGAUUCCGUGGAACGGUGAAGUAUGCUCCAUUGGCUUGCCAUAUUCAACGUGAGCAGUGUCGCAAGGAUGACAUUGAAAGUUGGCUCUACAUGGUCGUUGAAAUGACAUGUGGACGUCUUCCCUGGCGUAAUCUGACUGAAAGUGAUGAUGUGGGAGUGUUCAAGAAGGAAUGUAAAACGACUCGUCUUAGGUGUCUGUUUGGAGGUUGUCCGCGUGAAUUCACUGAAGUUUUCCCGAUUCUUGACAAAGGAAAGUUCUUCGAUGCUCCGGAGUACACGACCAUCUACGAGCUCCUUGAAAAGGCAAUGGUUAACACCAAAUCGAACGAGUUUCCUUAUGAUUGGGAGUAGUCAAUAAAUAUUUUGAAUUAUU